AUGAGAUCGAAUGGACAUUAUAAUGUUAAUGGUGAUGCACAAGGAAUGAAUGUAAAUAACAAUCAUCAUUUACAACAUGAUAUUAUUGUUAAUUCUAAUUAUAUACAUAAAAAAGCAAAUAUAAUGCCAAUUGAUCGAUCGAAAUUUAUGUAUUAUAAUGGGCAACUACUUCCAGUUGAUUAUGUUCUUGUCUAUACACGUUAUCAUUCAAAUCAUUUUCGACGAAGUCAUAAAUUUAAUCGUCAACAUGAUGAAUAUAGACAAUUCUUUCAAGAUCGUCUUAGAAAAUUAGGUUUUAUUAUUGUUGAAGAACGAUUAACUGAUGAAGAAAAUGAUCUUCUAAAUUUACGUCAAGCUGAAACAUCAGCUGAUGUUCCUGAUAAUAAUAGCAAUAGUAAUAAUGAAGAGAAUCAUGUACUUGUUCGUGGUUUAUCAACAUUACAACGACAUGUAUCUGUACGGUUACAAAACAUUAGUUUACAUCUAAAAAAAGAUACACAAGACACUACUCAUAAUAACGAUGGAACAUCAACUGAUGCUAUGAAUGAAGAAGAAGAAGAAGAAGAAUCUAUUCAACUGAAUGAUUCCAGAGAAGAUAAUGAUGAUAAAACUGAAUUAAAACAAAGUAGUCAAACAUUAAAUGAAAAUGGAUUACAACAAGAUGAACGAUAUUUUGUAAAAAUUCAUGCACCAUUUGAAGUACUUCUCGUAUUAGCAGAAAAAUUAAAAGUGAAAUUACCAUUUAGUGAAAAUAAAGCACCAUUAAAACCCGGUUUAUUGGAUCAAGGUUUACCAUGUCAAUUUACUCGUCUCGAUCCAACGGAAUUUCCUAAGCCAUAUAAUGGGAAAACGUAUUUUACUGCUUGCUAUCAAAAAAGUCUUCAUUACAGAUUUUCUGAACAUUUUGGUGAUAUUGAUAAAGUAUUUCGUCCAGCUGAACGAAGUCGUCUUGUAUAUGAAGUUCUUCUUCGUUGUCCAUAUCGAUCACCAGAACUAUUAAUAACUGCGUCGGAGGAAGCAAAAAGUGAAACAUCUGAAAUAGAUUCGGCAUUACCAAAUCAUAAGCCUCAACAAACACAUACAAGUGAUAUACAAACAUUAAAAAUUGAAGAACUUUUUACAUCAAGUACAAGAAGAUCAGGAAUGAAAGAUACAGGAAUUGAAGUAUUACUUGAAGAAAGUGUUUAUGAGGCAGCAUUUCCGUUACAUGAUCAACUUAUUCGUAAGGAAGAUGCCGGUGAACCUGAAACAUGGAAUGAUCGAAUGAAACUAUAUCAUCGUUGGGCAAAAUUUCAAAAUAUAUUUCGUGUUCAACCAAUUCAUGCAAUAAGAGAUUAUUACGGUGAACGUUUAGCAUUUUAUUUCGCUUGGCUUGGAUGGUAUAAUUCGUUAUUAAUGAUACCAUCAAUUCUUGGAAUAUUUGUUCUUUUAUGGGGCCUUCUUUCAGUCAAAUAUGAUAGACCAACACUUGAUAUAUGUAAUUCAACUUCAAGUUAUUUAAUGUGUCCAAAAAUUGAUCGUCAGGCAUAUUGGUUUUUAAAUGAAACUUGUUUCAAUGCAAAAAUGUCUUAUGUUUUUGAUAAUUCAGCAUCCGUUGCUUUUGCUAUAUUAAUCAGUGUAUUUGCUGUAAGUGUUAACUUUCUUUGGCAACGACAAGAGAAUCGACUACAAUUUGAAUGGGAUAUGACGGAUAUUGCUGAGGAAACUGAAACAUUACGACCAGAUUUUGAACGACGCGCUCGAAAGACAGUUAUAAACAAAGUAACAGAUAAACUUGAGCCUUAUGUACCAGCUUAUAAAAGAUUAAUAACUUAUAUAUCAUCAUUUUCAGUUGUAUUGUUUAUGGUAUUACUUGUCUUAGCUGUUGUCGCUGGUAUUGUUGUUUAUCGAUUGAGUGUUUCGGCAGCAUUUAAUUCAAUAGAUCGGGAAAUGUGGAUGUAUCGAUGGAAACCAAUUAUUGUUCCAAUCACUGGAGCAUUAAUCAAUUUAAUUAUAAUAUUAAUUUUACAAUAUUUCUACGAAAUUCUUGCUAUAUGGUUAACAAAUGCUGAAUUACAUCGAACAGAUAAAACUUAUGAAGCAAGUUUAACAAUAAAAAUGUUUUUAUUUCAAUUUGUCAAUUAUUAUGCAAGUAUAUUCUAUAUUGCAUUAAUAAAACCAUUAAUUAUCUAUAAACCAACAUAUCUUGAUCGUCAUUCAACAGCAUUUCGUUUGGAAGAAUGUGAUGUAAGUGGUUGUGUAUGGGAAUUAGCAAUUCAAUUAAUAAUUAUAAUGGUUGGUAAACAGUUAAUAUCAAAUAUAUGGGAAUUUUAUUUUUCCAAAUUAUGGAAUAUGUGUCGUAAACGUAUACAAUUUCGUCAGACAGUACGACAAAUUAAUGAACGUAAUGCAAAAAUGACGCAAAUGCAUAAACAAACUUCAACAAUGAAUUUAAAACGAUCAUAUGAAGAAGAUUUUCUCUUACAACCAUUUGAAUUAACAACAUUAUUUUAUGAAUAUUUAGAAAUAAUUUUACAAUUUGGUUUUGUUACUUUUUUUUGUUUAGCAUUUCCAUUAGCACCAUUAUUUGCUUUAAUUAAUAAUAUAUUUGAAAUACGUAUUGAUGCACUUAAAGUUGUUAAAGAAUUUCGUCGACCAAUGGCACGACGUGCAAUGGGUAUUGGAACAUGGAAUUCAAUAUUGAAUAUUAUGGCUAAAGUAACUGUUUUAUCAAAUGCAUUUUUAAUUGCAAUUACAUCAGAAUAUAUUCCCCGACAAGUUUAUUAUUGGACAAUUGGAAAUCGUUCAUUAAAUGGUUUUCUUAAUCAUACAUUAGCACCAUUUCAUUCAAGUGAUUUUCCAACAAUUAUUAAUCGAACAUUACUUGAAUGUCAAUUUAUUGAAGCACGUUUAUUUGAUUUAUCAAAAAAAUCAGCAUUUUUCUUACCAUUUGCUCAAUCAUAUCAUUUGUUAGAUUUUGACUGUAAUUCACCAUUAGCAAAUGAAAUACGUUCACAAAUUGAUUUUUCAACUUGUUAUUAUAAAGACUACAGACUUGAUCAUACACAUAAUUAUGCACGUUCAUAUAUGUUUUACUAUGUAAUGGUGGCGCGAUUAGCAUUUGUAAUAGUUUUUGAACAUUUUGUAUACUGUAUUCUUUUUCUUGUUCGAAAUUUAAUUUUGCGUGUACCACGUAAUGUACGAGCUCAACUUGAUCGAUGUCGAUAUUUAGUACAACAAAUGUAUUGGGGUGCUGAAUUAUAUGCUCAAAAUCCAAAUUUAAUAAAAAAAGAUGAAAAUCGUGUUCGAGCUGAUGAAGCAGAUCAUGAACAUAAGCGACAAAGUACUCUUCCAACACUUAUGACAACUUCCAAUGAAUUUAGUUUAAAUAAUAAUGCCAGUUUGGAUUUGUGA
This is a messenger RNA of Adineta steineri, 3393 nucleotides long. The record is from the annotation of a GenBank genome assembly. NCBI's taxonomy places the organism in Eukaryota, Metazoa, Rotifera, Eurotatoria, Adinetida, Adinetidae.